Molecule: messenger RNA, 4375 nt
Organism: Acanthaster planci (crown-of-thorns starfish)
Lineage: Eukaryota; Metazoa; Echinodermata; Asteroidea; Valvatida; Acanthasteridae
Product: protein henna-like
Biological process (GO): L-phenylalanine catabolic process; L-tyrosine biosynthetic process
Molecular function (GO): phenylalanine 4-monooxygenase activity; iron ion binding
Source: RefSeq, a predicted model, not a curated record
AAGCGGGCCGCAGCCAAUAUGGCAGCCUACAGCUCUGACGUUAUGACCGCAUCGUAGAAUGAAAGUUGCAGCUUAGAAGGUGUAAUUGAUCAAAGUUAUGAACCACAUAUUAACAACAGACAACAAUUUUGACCGGCUUCACUAGAGUCGCUAUUUUGGUCUGCCUUCGAUACCACGACACUGUGGAAAGCGGUGUCACGUUGAAUCAUGUGCGUGUAUAGUGUUAUGUAUCGGGGAAAGGUAACUCGGAAGUGAGAGGGGAGAAUGGCCGUACAUCCCUCAUGUUUGGCUUGAAGGAGGAAGUUGGAAUACUCGCUCGCACUCUCAAGUUAUUUGAAGAACAUGGCUUCAACUUGUCGCACAUUGAGUCCCGCCCCUCCAAGGGGGACGAGGGCAGCCAUGAGUUUCUGGUCAUCUGCGAAGAGAAGGCGGACAAGUUGGACACUGUCCUGGAUAAGCUGAAAGAGGAAGCAACAUACGUCCACGUGUUGUCGCGCUCCCAAGAAGAAAAUACGAGCUCUGUCGAGAAAAUUCCGUGGUUUCCAAGGAGGAUCAAGGAUACGGACGAGUUUGCCAACAACAUCUUGAGCUACGGAGCAGAGUUAGAUGCCGACCAUCCUGGCUUCACUGAUCCUGUGUACCGCGCCAGGCGCAAAGAAUUUGCUGACAUUGCCUUCAACUACAAAUAUGGGACCCCGAUUCCCCACGUUACCUACACAGCCGACGAGAUCAAGACCUGGGGCACCAUGUUCCGAGAGCUUACCAAGCUGUUCCCCACCCACGCCUGCCGUGAAUUCAACCACAUGUUCUCCCUCCUGGUGGAGAACUGUGGCUACCGAGAGGACAACAUUCCGCAACUUGAGGAUGUCUCAAACUUCCUCAAAGAUCGCACAGGUUUCACCCUGCGUCCUGUGGCAGGGCUUCUCUCUUCCCGGGAUUUCCUAGCUGGCUUGGCAUUCCGCGUGUUCCACAGCACCCAGUACAUCAGGCACGGGUCAAACCCUUGGUACGCACCAGAACCUGAUGUUUGCCAUGAGCUGAUUGGACAUGUGCCGUUGUUUGCUGAUCCUAGCUUUGCUCAGUUUUCACAGGAGAUUGGUCUUGCUUCUCUCGGUGCACCUGAUGAAUACGUAGGGAAGCUGUCAACAUGCUACUUUUUUACCGUGGAGUUCGGGAUGUGUAUUCAGAAUGGUCAACGCAAAGCAUACGGUGCUGGGCUGCUGUCCUCCUACGGGGAACUGCAGUACUGUCUGACAGACAAACCUGAAUUCAAACCCUUCAGCCCGGCUAAGACGUUUGGGCAGAAAUACCCCCUCUCCAGUUUCCAGCCAAUGUACUUUGUAGCAGAGAGCUUUGAAGACGCCAAGGAUAAAAUGAGGCAAUUUGCCUCCGUCAUCCCGCGGCCCUUCUCGGUCCGCUACAAUGCCUACACUCAGUCGGUGGAGGUGUUGGAGAAGAAGACACAGCUGAAGGAGCUGGCCCAGUCUAUCCGAGGGGACCUAAACAUCUUGAUCGAUGCUGUCAACAAAGUCUCCUAAACAAGCCCAAGUUUUCCUCAGAAUCUUCUUGGAGCAUCGCACCAAGGCACUUCAGAAGUAAUUAAAAAUGGCAUGAAUAAGUGUAAUCAUUUUAGUUGACUUAGUUUAAUAGUUUCUUCAAUCCUUAAAAAUAUAUCGAGAUACAUUACAACUAGAAUUAAAAUACGCUAAAAUUUCAAGCACACAGCAGUGCAAAGAAUCAAGAAUUUGUACAUUAAUAAUUGUCAGUGGCUUUGAAAAGAAGGGAUUUCAUGAUAAGGCCAGAGUACAUCUACAUGUGACCAGCCACAACACUCAUGGAAAUGAAAAUCAAAAUGGCACAAUAGUUGGAAGUUGCAGCAUUGAGCAUGGAUACUGAGAAUGUUUCACAGUCAUGAGUGAACUUUGACCUCUGAGCUUAGUAGCUGGCCUUCUAGCCUGAAAAGGCAAAGUACAAAAGUAGCAUCUUUACUACAAGCUCAGAAGAAGGAGAAUUUACAUGUAAAUGCAGGUUACCUUCAGUUAAAUAUCUCUGAUUGUGAGUUCGUUAUACAAAGUGCAUUUUGUCUUGUAGAGAUACGAUCACAUUUAUUUCACGUAGGCAAACACUUCAGAAUCAUUUGAUAAAGAAAUAUAUCUAAAUCUUUUAUUCAAGUUUAUUGCUACUAUUGCAUCGAGGUUUACUUUGCAUUGAGGUGUUCAGUUCAUCUAGAAAGGAUUAUUUUUGUCUUUUAAAGAUAUAUUACACUCUAUUCAUUGCUUUAUUAGCUAGCUCUGUGGUGUUGCAUUUUGACAUUGAUUUAGAAGUAUAAUUUUGACUACUUUGAGUGGUGUAGUGAAACCAACCUCCUGAGGUGAUCUGUGGAGCAUGUCAAUUUUUCCCCGAGGCCAAAUUUUCAGAUAAAGUUGCCAAUAUUUAUUUCACAACAUGUCUCCUGCAGGUUCUGAUUGAUUUAACUGAUUAAUUUGAUCUAAAUAUUCAUAAACUUUGCGGCUGUUUAAAUCAGAAAUUUGUUGGAAAUUUGCAGCACUUUCCAAUUUAACUCUUCACGAAAUGUUGGAAACCCAACUCUAUCACUAGCAUUCGGGAUGAGUGCAGCGCGCACCUAAAAAGGAAUUUGUACACAGACCAGUGGUCAUGCAUAUUGUUUUAAUAAUCGUUGCUAGGGGUUUGGUACUCUGGUUGUUAAAAGUGCAGUUCUUUUAGCUGUAAAAGCACAAUACACGUAUAGCCAAAUUAGCAAAUGCCAUGUGACUUUCUCUUGGCCAAUCAAGACACAAUGUGGUAAUUACUUGAUAUGUUUUUACCAAAUUUUAGACCCAUUUUUUUCCUUCUCAUCAUUUUUGUAGAUUGGAUGUUUCCGAUGAUUUUUCUUAUUUGGUUAUAAUCAGCCUAAAUCAGUGAUUUGCAAUAGCCUUGUCUUUGCUGUUAAUUAGGGCAGAAAUGCCAGUGGAUGAGUUGGUAUCAGUUCUCAUAUUUUCUUCUCAUUAUUUCGCUAGACAUCGGAGAUUCCGAAAAUAUUACUUCACCUACUGUAGUUCUAUUCUCAGCAUUCAAACUUUCGUGGUGCUGGCUGAAAAUCUACAGUAUUUUAUUUCCUUAAACUACACGUGACUUUUUUUAUUUUGCCUGUCAUGCCAAGCACAUAGUAUCGAGAACUAAAUGAAGUAUUCUCGUAAUGUUUUUUAUCAAAUUUUUUUCCUGUAUCUUGUUUCAGCAGAUAAUCUACAUGUUUGUGUAUAUAAGAAGGUUAAUCAAGGUAAGAGGUUGAUGAGGUUGUUGUUACUUGUGAGUGUUGUCGCGUUUCAGUUAUGGCGGGGUCUUUGUGUUAUGGAGGGCGUAGGUAGGUGUGACCCCUCGCACCCGGCACUGGUAAGGGUCCCUCACCAGUGAGUUCUACCGCACAGACGUUGGAGAGGAAAAAAAAAAUCUUUGUUUAGCUUUCAACUUGUUAUUAUUCGUGAGCAAACCGCAAGUGAUGAAAGUUUACAGUUGUUGACAUGUCAGCCUUGUUUUUGCUUUGAAUGUUUUUUGUUUGGUCGUUCGGCCUUUUGCUUUUGUUUUUGAAAAGUUUAUUCAGAGUUGCUGCCUUGUGUGGGAAUGGUUGAAAUCAGAGAAGUUAUAACUGUGGAUUGUUAAGAUCAUGACUUUUUCUUCAGAAUUUCUUACUUCUUUUUUUUUUAGGGAGGUGGUGCUUUUGCCUGUGCGUUGUUGCUUUGUUCGGCGGUUUUGUUUUUGAAGCAUAUUUAAAUCCUUUCGUACUCGUUAUUUUGGCAUAGAGUCACACGAAGAGACGCAUUAACUACGGCGGCAUUCGCGCGCGUGUUCUCAACCCUGACACAUGCCCGUAUUUGGGCAAGACGGCUCCCUAUCCGCCCUGAGCAGGAGCACCCCCUCAUCGGUUGAAAAAAGCCAUAUUGGUCAGGAGCGCUCAUUUUGUUGCUAGCGAUGCGCAGUUACUACCGAAGGAGCGUCCAUUGCUUGGAAAUUGCGCCCUCUCUUGGUCCAGGCCAGAGCCCACGGAAAAAGAGGUACUCAACGCACGCGCACCGCUUGCAUGCGAGCGUGACACCGUAGUCAUAGCCCCCAUUUGGGGGCAUUGGAUUAGGCUACAUGAUAUUCUUUUGCCAAGUUGUGUAUUAUUCUCAUGAAAUGUUGGGUUCGUCCCAUUGCAGUUAAUACUUCGCUACAUUUGACCCACUGCAUGUUUUGUUUACCACUUGUGUUUUGUUAAAAAUAGCAUCUUGGAAAGAUUUAUUUGUGCCUCUUAUUUUGUUUCAGUUUGACACAACUUAUUGUGCAUUGUUGUACUGUCUUGAAAUGUGAGCAUUUAUUAAAACCGAGUAUUCUUACCCUU